ACAUGUCAGGCUCCUCUCCUCGGUUCGUCUAGUCGUCUUCCUACUCUCCUCCGAUCUCCAAUUCUUAUCCAACCCAUGGUGCUUGGCUCCCCGGAAGUCGGGAUGGAGGAUUCGUCGGCGACUCACCUCUCCGACGAGGUGCAGGAUCCAGGUCGAGGAAGCUCAGAUGCUUCUGUUCGUACUUCUUUGCGAGAUUCGACAGGAAAGGAGGCUGUUGCGGCCGUUGAACCGGUGAGGGAGGAGCUGGUUCAGAGCGCGGUCGGUUUUCUGAAACACCCAAAGGUAGUGGCCUCUUCUGAUGUCCAGAGGCGUUCUUUCCUUGAGAAGAAAGGGCUCACCGUGGAUGAAAUCGAUGAGGCAUUUCGACGUUUACUUAGCCCAUCUUCAAACUCCAUGAGUCCAAAUUAUUGCACAUAUCAAGGGGUAUCUGAUCAUUCUUCAAAAAUCACACAGGAGAAUCCUUCAACAGUUACAAAAUGUAUGGAUGAUGAUUCAGGGAGACCUGAGCCUGAAACUGAAUCUGUGGAUCCUGUGGUGCCUCGCCACCCAAAAUCAUAUAUGGAGAUCAUGGAAAUGAUACAAAGGGGAGAGCGGCCAGAUGAUAUACAGGACAUUAAUGAUGACCCUCCAAACCCUUAUCAACCAAUCUCGGAAUCCCGCAUGGCACCAAAGCCCAAGCCAUGGGAAAAGCAGGGUCAAGAAAGUUCCAUCUGGGAGUUGAAAUCUCAGUCAAUGGACACCAUCGAAUCGAGAUCAGAAAUUCAACUUGACAGCGCCAACCAAUUUACUGAAACGGAGAAUAGAUCAAAUCAAGGGGACUCACUAUUGCUGGAAGAAACGGUUGCAGGUUCUGAAGCUCACACAGAUGAUGCUGCCUCGACAAAGUCGUAAAUGCAAAAGCACGUGAUGAUGGAAUUGAACAUGCUGGGAAACUAUUUCAACAUAUACUUAGCCAAAAAGCUCGAAUUUCUAGUGCAACAGUUUUCUGAAAUUCUCUGAACCUGCUUUCUCUGAGCUCACUGAUCUGCGUACUUCCCUAUUGUUGGAAUCAGAUUUAGCAGGCACAAAAGACCUCCCAAUUUUCGUUAGCUGGAACAGUUAUACAAUCUGUAUAAUGUAAUCAUGAAAAAUAUACAAACAACAACAUGAAAUGUUGUGACUUGUGAGGCUCAUGUCAUGUCUGAAGUCUGAACCCUUGCAUCUGUAACAGACAAGCAAAGAUUGCUUGAUUGGCUAGAAAUAGAAUUGUUGAAUCUGAGGAAA
Oryza sativa Japonica Group (Japanese rice) is the source of this 1263-nucleotide messenger RNA. Its product is annotated as peroxisomal membrane protein PEX14. Gene Ontology annotation, biological process: protein import into peroxisome matrix, docking. The record is from RefSeq and is a predicted model, not a curated record. Lineage: Eukaryota; Viridiplantae; Streptophyta; Magnoliopsida; Poales; Poaceae. Gene Ontology annotation, cellular component: peroxisomal importomer complex; peroxisomal membrane. Gene Ontology annotation, molecular function: signaling receptor binding.